Molecule: messenger RNA, 1405 nt
Organism: Centruroides sculpturatus (bark scorpion)
Lineage: Eukaryota; Metazoa; Arthropoda; Arachnida; Scorpiones; Buthidae
Exons: 7
Coding region: 641-1390 (249 amino acids)
Source: RefSeq, a predicted model, not a curated record
UAAAUAAAGCUGAUGAUAAAAAAUACAUAAAUAAAAUUAUAUAAAAAUUAAUGGAAAAAAUUAUUUAUUUCUAUGGAAUUAUAUCAUCGUGACAAUGAUUUAAUGAUGAAAACACUGGCGAAUUAACACAUCUGGAGGUGCUAAGUGCCAGUUAAUUUCAGGACCUUUUAAUAAUUGUAAAUGGAAUUUACUAUAUAAAAUUACUUCUGUUUGAGAUCUUAAUCUGGGGCACUAACAAAGCGCUCAGUUUAGGUGCAAGGGUAUAGUUUGAAUAAAUAUAAAAUUAAUUUAAAAACAUAAAUAAUACCUAUAUUAAAACUGUAACUACAAUAAUUAUAAUUACUAUAUUAUAGGAGCAUUUACAAGAACUGAUGGAAAUUGGGGCAAUUGGGGAGAGUGGAGUGAAUGCAGCUCAACUUGUGGUUUAGGAAUCCAAAUUCGUCAUAGAAGUUGUGACAAUCCUAAACCUUCAUUUUUUGGAAAAAAAUGUAAAGGGAAAGCUAGAGAAACAGAUGCUUGCGAUACGAAAGUACGUUGCCCAAUAGAUGGCUUUUGGUCAAGUUGGUCUUCUUGGGACUGUUCAGUCACAUGCGGAGGAGGAAAUGGGAGAAGAGAAAGAAAAUGCAAUAAUCCAGCACCCAUGGAUGGAGGAAAGAAAUGUGAAGGGGCUGAUCUUCAAUUUGGAAACUGCAACACAAAAAUUUGUCCCGAUGAAAUAUAUACACUACCUCCAGACAUAGAAAAACAUGUGAAAGAAAAACUAAAAUCGAUGUACCGUAAUACAGUGAUAACUGCAGGGAAACCCGCUGUUCUUAAUUGUGUGAAUAACAAUAUAAAGAGUAUCAUGAACGUUUAUCCGCGGGGAGUUUUAACAUGGACGAAAGACGAAUUACCAUUAAGUUUGGAUCGAGAUAGAACAAAAGUUUAUAAAGCGAAAAUAUCUAUAAAUCCAACCAUUGAUGAAGAUUCGGGAGUGUAUGUAUGUCGCCUCUUAUUUGCUCCUAAUUCCUAUAGAGUGAUGGCUGUAAAUGUUCUUACAGUUAUCAACGGAUCUCAUUUUAUUUCAAUUAAAGAAGAAGAUAAACUUUAUUUGCCUUGUAAUUAUCUGUCUUUAGUGAAGAUAUAUGGUAAUUUGACACAGAUUUGGCUUUUAAACGAUUUAAAAUUUUUUAGUAGAAACGUUAGCAUUAAGGAAAAUGAUAAACUAGUGCCUGUAGUAGAAAAUGUCAAAUUAAAACACGGUGGAAAAUGGACGUGCCUGAUUAAAACUAAAAAGAUUUAUCAUGCAUGGAUUGUAAAUAUUAUUGUAGUUAAGGGUAUGAUCUUUAUAUAUAUCAAGCAUAGACAACCUAAAGUCCUAAAAUUUUGUCUUGAGAUUUUUAGGUUUUAGAUACAAAAUACAGUC